UCCUAGGAGGCCAUAUUCCCGGAAUCCACAGGAAGCACAGCUAGGCCUAACUUCAUUUUUUAGCAGGCUUGGCAGUCAUGAAAAGGGACAGAAGAUAAGAGACGCUGUGAGAGAAUUUCUGCGUGCUUGAUCACCGGAACUGGCGGAACUUAGAGCACAGUAGUGCAAAUUCUAAAGAUCCAGUCGAAAAGAACUAACAAUGGCACUGAAUUCGAGUAGCCGGUCGCCGAGGGAGGAGGGGGAGCUGGAAGACGGGGAGAUCAGCGACGAUGACAACGAUGAAAACCAGCUCGUGUGCCCGGACAAGAGGCCCAGCAGCAGUAACAGUAAUGCAGGGCGCUCCAGUCGGAGCUGCAAGCCUCCGCCUCGGCCACUUUCUCCACACAUUAGUGGACCCGGACACGAUUACCGCAUGAAUAUGCAGUUUAACCGGGGACCCCAUCCCCCCAAGUCAAUCGGACACAGGCAGAAAGGUGGACCGAACGGACCGGGCAGACCCGGUUCGGGACCGCUUUGUGAGUCUGGUCCCAGGUCUUCGUUCUGGGAGCGCAGCAACAGCGCUUUUGACAGACUCGGGCACCGGGGCCGGUGGAGUGCGGGGAGAGGAGAUCGGGGAGAGAGAGGGAUAGGAAGGCCGCCCCCGGGCCGAGUUGGAUUUACUGGAAGUGCAAACAGAAAGGAGUCCCCUCCCAGAAAACCAAAAUCAUUUGGGAGACCUGCGUUGAGAAAACCAAACUACAGUACAGCCAAAAAUGUAAACAGUAUUGAGGACAGCUUCGAAGACCUGCUUAUGAAAUAUAAGCAGAUUCAGCAUGAGCUGGAAUGUAUUAGGAAGGAAGAGAGGACAGCCUUUACCUCCAAAGAGGAGUCCCCGCGAAAGGAGCCAGCAGUGUCUGUGAGCGCCAGGCAGAGUAUUCUAGUGCCCAGCAGUAUUGAAGAAGUGGAGGGAGAAAACGCGGAGGAAGCCGUUGCUCAAGAUGCCCAGAAACCUUUUCAGGCCUUCAAUCUGAAGCCUUUGAGGCAGAAACUUCUGACCCCGGCUGAGCGGGAUCAAAUUAACAAGGUUCCUGGCAAAGAAGAACCCACGCUAGAAGAAAUUGAAUUGAGCCUCGCUGAGCCCAGCAGCACUGCAAAAGAGUCUGUAGAGACGGACCUGAGUGUUUCCUAUGCAAGCAGCAAAGAAUCAGAUGAUCUUCCUGAGAAGGAGGUCGUUAAAGACGACGAUGACGAGGUGUCAGAGAUGCAGCUGCGUCUCCUCGCCCUGCAGUCUGCCAGCAAGAAGUGGCAGCAGAAAGAGCAGCAGGUGCUCAAAGAGAGCAAAGAAAAACUGAGCAAAACCAGACCGGCACAGCAAAAGGGCAAAGCAGCCGUCAAACCCCACUGUGGCAAGAAAAGCAGCAGCGCAGGUUCAGCUGCAAAACAGGCGUGGCGGAAGCAGCAAGUGCGGACGUGGAAGCUGCAGCAACAGAAGGAGCAGGAGAAGCGGCAGAGAGAGGACGAGGAGAAGAGACGGGCGGAAGAGGAGGAGGAGCGCAGGAAACGGGAAGAGGAGAUCCGCAAAAUCCGAGACCUUUCCAACCAGGAUGAGCAGUACAACCGCUUCAUGAAGCUUGUCGGAGGGAAAAGGAGUUCGAGAAGCAAGACUUCAGACUCGGAGCACAGGAAAUCUCUGAAUAAACAAGGCACUGAUGCUUCAGGAAACCUCUACCAGUAUGACAAUUAUGACGAGGUUGCGAUGGAAACAGACAGUGAAACCAAUUCACCAGUAUCCUCCCCCAUGCAUAACCCAUUCGUACCUGAAUUACCACCAUAUUUUCAAAUGGCACCCUUCCCUAUGGGUUUGCCUCCACAUACAGUGACCAUGCAGUCUUUGAAUGAGCAGUACCUGGACAGUCUGGAUCCAAUGGAGCCUCCUCCGCCACUACCACCCCUCCCCCCAGACGAGCCAGAGCAACCGCCCAAACCCCCAUUCGCUGAUGAAGAGGAGGAGGAAGAGAUGCUACUCCGAGAGGAACUUCUUAAGUCAUUAGCUAGCAAACGGCCUGUCAAGUCAGAGGACACGUCCAGCAAUAGCUCUCCACCCUCACCUCCUAUGACGAUCACAGUGCAGUGUUUUCCAAGCAGUAAUUUAUCAACUGUCAGUAUAAAUACUGCUUCUCAUUCACGUUCCCUGAGUACCAGGUUUGUUCGCGGACCUCCAGCCCCACGUCCCCUAUUGGUGCUUCCCAGGCACAAAGCCGUGGUUGUGCAACUGAACAAUUCUGAUGACAGUGAGUCUGACGGCGAAUCCUCCGGCUCAUCCAGAUUUGUCUUUGGGGGUCUUGAGUCGAUGAUUAAGGAAGCAAGGAGAACAGCAGAGGCAUCUAAACCAAAAACUCCAUCAAGAUCAGAGAAAGAAAACAACCAAGUAAAAACACCAGAGGCACUACCAGUUGACAAGAAGAUUGAGUAUAGGCUGCUGAAAGAAGAAAUUGCAAGUCGAGAGCAGCAGAGGAUAUUGAAGUCUAGCCAGUCAAGGGGCAGCCCCUCGCCUGCCAGCUCUGACGUGGAAUUAGAUUUUAUUGGAAGAACUGUGGCCAACUUGCAGGUCUCGGAGGCUGAAAACAAACUGAUGAAGCACAAAAAUCUUCUGAUGAAGGAUGAAAUGCUUCUGAAGCACCUUGUCCAGCAGGAGCUGAAGAAGAAGGAAUCGCUCAAGGCGUCUGAAUCCAAGUCUGCCGGGCUUAAGGAGCAGUUGCUGGCAACUGAAAAGAUUGUUAAUGCCAACAAAACGCUUCUGAAGAAACUUCAAGAACAGAUCCACAGAGUACAGCAUCGAGUAUCUACAAAGAGAAAUCAAGCUUUGAAAUUUGAAAAAGAUCUUGCUCAAGCCAAAGCAAACGCUGGUCAUGGACAAAGUAAGCGCAAAAGUGAAGCGAAUUACCUGCCGCCAAGUAAGCUUCUCAGACUGGACCCCAAUUCCCCAGGAAGCCCCGGGAAGCAGUUCACAGAGCUGAUUGCCCAGGAGAAGAAACGUCUGCAGCAACUCGAGUCUGAGUACGCCCUCAAGAUCCAGAAACUUAAGGAGGCACAAGCCCUGAGGAGCAAGGAGCUGUCUGCUGAGAGCGUGGUCAGCAUAGAGGAGGAGCUCCCGGAGUUCAGCAUCCCACAGCCCUCUCUCCACGACCUCACCCAGGACAAGCUGACCCUGGACAGCGAGGAGAACGAGGUGGAGGACGAGGUGCUGUCCCCCUCGGUCAGAGAGCGGAGGCGCUCCUUCAGGGAGUCCAGCGCCUUCACCAAGCCUAACCUCAAGCACACAGAGAGCCUCAGCAAACCCGCGAAAAAGACAGCGGGGGAGCCAGAACUGUUCCUGGGAUUGAACGUGGACGACCUGCAGAAACUCUACAAGGAAGGGGACCGCUUGAAGGAGCUGCUCGAGAAAAGCACCGCCCCGAAGCUGGCGUUGACGGGCCCGCCAGCACGCGGACAGGAGGUUCCUGUGGAUUUGGAUACAGUAACGGCUCAAACAGUACGUGGGGACCUGAAGCCAGCCUCAUUUGGACCCUAUCAUAGCCCUCUCCUUGUUUUCAAAUCAUACAGGUUUAGCCCAUAUUUCCGUACCAAGGAGAAGCUAUACCUCAGCUCAGUUUCAUACAGCAAUAUCAUUGAGCCAAAGAAGUGUUUCUGUCGGUUUGAUUUGACUGGCACAUGCAAUGAUGAUGAUUGUCAGUGGCAACACAUGAGGGACUGCACUUUAAGUAGAAGCCAGUUGUUUCAGGACAUUCUUUCCUAUAACUUACCUGUGGUUGGCUGUUCAGAAACCAGCACUGGUGAAGAAAUCAGUGUUGCAACAGAAAAAUACCUUGACAAACUGUUUGGUAUGAACAAAGAUCGAAUGGCAACAGACCCAAUGGCUGUUCUGCUUGUGAGCAAAAUAAACGAAAGCAAGAGCCACACCCCACCUUAUACAACUUGCAAAGAGUUAAGGACAUGGAGGCCACAACAGCGGAGAAAACCUGACCCAGACAGCAGCAGCAGUGAUGACGAAGAAAGCAAAGGAUCAGUCAGAUAUGAUCGCUCUUGGAAAGCCAGCUGUGCACUCGAUGUGUGCGUAACUCCCGAUGAUGUCAGAUACUUCACAAGUGAAACGGACGACAUCUCCAACUUGGAAGCAAGUGUGGUGGAAAGUCCUAGAGAUGUCCAGCUAUGGAUAAAACUGGCAUACAAGUACCUCAAUCAAAAGGAGAGUACCCCGUCGGAAUGUUUGGAUUCUGUCUUAAAUACUUUGGCUAGAGCACUUGAAGACAACCGAGAGAAUCCCGAAGUUUGGUGUCACUACCUCAAUCUUUUCGCCAAGCGAGGAACAAAGGACGAAGUGCAAGAAAUGUGUGAGACAGCAGUGGAGUAUGCUCCUGACUAUAAAGUGUGGUGGAACUUCCUGAACUUGGAGACUUCGUUUGAUGGCAAGGACUAUGUCUGUGGUAGGAUGUUGCAGUUCCUACUUGGGACAGCAGGGGGAGACAACAAAUCGGAGCUGCUGUCAUUUCAGUUGUUGGAGUCGCUACUUUAUCGAGUGCAGCUCAGCCUGUUCACUGGCAGACAUCAGAACGCACUAGCCAUCUUGCAGAAUGCAUUAAAGUCGACUGAUGGUGAAAGAAGCCUCGCAGAACACCUUAUCCUCAGUGAUCGCUGCCUGGCCUGGUUGGCUUAUAUACAUCUUAUUGAAUUUAAUAGCCUCCCUGGUAGACUGUACGAUCCAGCUCACGCCAACCCUGCAAGGAUAGUUAAUAAGGAGCCCUUCUUAAUCCCAUGGCAAUCUCUGCAAGAUGUAAAGACAGAUCCUGACAUGCUGUUUGCUUUGUUUGAAGAUGCUGUACAUGCAUGUAGCGAUGAGAGCCUGUCACCUGGUGAGAGGACUGCUGCCUGCCUGCCUAUAUAUAGAAAUAUGAUUGUGUUGAAUCAGGUUUUGGACAGGUGGGAGGCAGCUGUCAAGCUUUGUGAGACUCUGUUAGUGCCUUGUCCUGACUGUUGCAUGGUGCUGGAAUCUCUGGCACAGCUAUAUAUAAAAAGACAGGAAGCAGAUAAAGCCAUUGAUGUGUGGCUUGGUGCUUUCAGGAAGAAUCCUCACAAUGCCCAGAUCUUUUAUUCUACCUGCAAGUUUCUUGUGUUGCAGGAAAAAUCACAUAACAUAGCCCCUCUAUUUCAGGAAUUUGUUAUGUCUUUCUGUGAAAAUACAGCGAGUGAGCAGCAUCCUGUAAAUGUACUGCGAUAUCUUCUAGAUGUCCCAUUGCAGUAUAAAUUCAAAGCCCCUUGUGUUAAACCAGAACUCAGUGAUCAGCUUAGCAGCCAGAUUCCCUACAUGUGGCUCAUCCACUGUUUGUGGCAGACUAUCCAUGCCAGUGUGGGAGACGCAGUGGAUGCUUUUGAGAGGGCUUUGGGCACAGUGAUGCAGCAAGACGUGAUGCAGAAACUUUGGCUGGAUUAUCUCCUUUUUACUAGUAGUAAACUCAUUGGAUCCAAAACUAAGAACCGAGACUUCAAAAUGUUUACAGAUCUCGUGCAUAGAUGCCUGGUGACUGUCCCCACGAGAUUUAUUAUUCCUUUAAGCUCGGCAGAUUACUGGACCAACUUUGAGUUUCACAAUAAGAUCAUAUGCUUCUAUCUGAGCUGCCUUCCUAAGUCUCAACAUUCCAAGGCUCUGGAAAGAUUCAGAUCCGUCAUGCCAGCUAAUACUGACCUGGCACUAAGGCUGCUCUGGCAGGAAUGGCAUGAUGGGAACAUUCAGCAUCUGAAACAUCAAGCCAGAACUCUGACCAGCAGCUCCCCAAUGUGUUUGACCAUCUGGAAAAUUGCCAUUGCUGUUGAAAAAGAGCUCAAGGGACUGGCAGAGGCCCGUCACCUUUAUCGACAAGCUCUCCAGAAGCUACCUCUUUGUGCCACACUAUGGAAAGAUCAACUCCUGUUUGAAGCUUCAGAAGGAGGUAAAACUGAUAACCUGAGAAAGCUUGUUGCCAAAUGCCAAGAGGUUGGAGUCAGUCUAGACGAGCUCCUAAAUUUAAGCUCAAACCGACCAGAGGGAAAGGAUCACUGAUGCAGGGGUACAGUUAGUCUUCUGUCCCCCAAGUCCGAAUGGCCAAAUGAGAAUAAUUCUCUCAAGAAAAAUAAAAAUAAAAAGUUUUAUGUCUGCGAGAGGCAGACUGCACCAGCUGUCAGUACUCCCCAAUACAGUAUUCUUUCCUGGAGCCAGGGAACAUUUCCAAACCAGAUGCCCAACAGUCAAGAAAUACGAACUCCUCCUGAUUGGCCCAAAUCUGGGUCCUUUAUAGAAUCUCCUUACAUCAUGUACGUAAGUAUGGUUCUUCAAAAUGAUACACAUGGUUUUAACUUGUUUUUUUGGUCUUUUGUCUUUUUUUAUUAUUUCUUUUCCUUUUACAAUAUUUUUUUUGUUGGUACUGUCAUUGAAUUUACUUGAAGUUCAAGUUUAUACCCGUGACAUCUUUCUUUGGUGUUAAUGUUUACAUGUUUAUUGGACAGCCAAGUGAAAAAAUAUAUAAUUUUUAUAUUUUGCUUUACCUUAAAUAUCUAUAUCGAUUAUAUAUAUCAUUUAAUUUUUGAAAAACAAGCUUUUGUUAAGAUUCUUUUACAGGUUUUUAUUUUAACAAAAGAAAGCAGCAGGUAUUGUGCUGAAAGUAGUUGCCACAUUUAAGCGGACUGGCAUGUGAAGUAGCUGCCAGUGGAAAGCUAAUGAAGUGGUGCUCUCUCUGAUUCUGGGACUCUGCUGCACAGACUACUGAACCAUGACAAUGUAAGCACCUACUGUAAGCUGUUGGGUGAUGCACUUGAUUCCAUGCACCCGAGUGCAUCGGUACCCGAGGAUGAUUACAACAAAAACAAAAAAAUAUUAAGAAUUAAAGUUGAUGUGCAAUCUUGUUUUGUAAAAAAUACAUUAAAAUAAAAAACGUUAGAAGUCCAAGAGCCAUGACGAUCUUUCAAAUGUUUUGUAUUAAAUACUACUUUGUAGUAUUCUUAUUUUGAAUGUGUUUAUAUUAAACUUUUUUUCAAUAUAUGAUUUAAGAA
This is a messenger RNA of Acipenser ruthenus (sterlet), 7059 nucleotides long. RefSeq names its product zinc finger C3H1 domain-containing protein-like. The transcript is spliced from 36 exons. Gene Ontology annotation, molecular function: protein binding. Gene Ontology annotation, biological process: RNA processing. Gene Ontology annotation, cellular component: nucleus; exosome (RNase complex). Bases 200 to 6073 code for a protein of 1957 amino acids. Lineage: Eukaryota; Metazoa; Chordata; Actinopteri; Acipenseriformes; Acipenseridae. The record is from RefSeq and is a predicted model, not a curated record.